Molecule: messenger RNA, 573 nt
Organism: Peronospora belbahrii
Lineage: Eukaryota; Oomycota; Peronosporomycetes; Peronosporales; Peronosporaceae
Source: the annotation of a GenBank genome assembly
AUGCCGUCCUACAGCCAGGAACCUGAAGAUGCACAACGCGCUGCGAAAGCUCGUGGCUCCCACUUUCGCGUGCAUUUUAAACACUGCCGUGAAGUUAGCCACGCCAUUAAGGGUAUGCCUUUGAACAAGGCUAAGAGCUUUUUGCAGGCUGUGCUCGAGUACAAGCAGGCUGUGCCCUUUACCAAGUUUACGGGUGGCUGUGGCCGUCAUGCUCAGGGCAAGCUUCGUGGUGCUGCUGGUGAUAAAUGCAAGUGGCCGCAAAAGGCUACAAAGAUUAUUCUUGAUCUGGUAAAGAACGCAGAAGCUAACGCCGAAGUCAAGGGCCUGGACACGGACCUGCUGUACAUCUCGCACGCUCAGGCCAAUGCCGCCAUUAAGCAACGCCGUCGCACGUACCGCGCUCACGGUCGCAUUGGCCCAUACAUGUCUAAUCCAGCCCAUAUUGAGCUGAUUUUGACGGAGAAGCGUGCUAACGUUGCCAAGGCCGUGGAAGAGGUCAAGCCAACCAAGGUAUCUCGCAAACGUCAGGCUCAAUUGCGCCUUAAGUCAGGUGGUGGUGUUCCGGCUAACUAA